Molecule: messenger RNA, 549 nt
Organism: Penicillium atrosanguineum
Lineage: Eukaryota; Fungi; Ascomycota; Eurotiomycetes; Eurotiales; Aspergillaceae
Product: putative GPI anchored protein
Exons: 1
Coding region: 1-549 (182 amino acids)
Source: RefSeq, a predicted model, not a curated record
AUGAAGUUCACUCUCCUCACAACCGCCCUCUUCCUUUCCACCGCCGCCUAUGCCGCCGAUGUGGACUCCAUAGUCUCCGCCGCUGAAGGCAUUGCGGCCACAGCCUCCGCUGGCGGCGAAUCAAUCGGCUCCGAUGCCGCUGCGGCAGCGACUUCCAUCGCCCACGCCGCUGAAACCGGCGGCUCAGCCGCCCUCUCAACCCUGACCAGCGACGCCGCCUCCAUCGGAUCCGCAGCCGCCAGUGCAGCCAGUUCCAUUGGCUCGGAUGCUGCUUCAGCCGGCUCGGAUGCUGCUAGCAAGGCUUCGACUUGGGCUACACAGUUUACUACGACUGGCUCUAUUACUACGACUGAUUCUAAUGGUCGCCAGACCACUGAGGCGACUACUAUUACGAGCAAGGGUACUGCUACUGAGACCGGGAUGAACACUGCUUCGUCGACUGCUUCUGGUGCUUCGAGUACCGGCACUAAUGUUGCGGGUUCUGGGCCUGCGGCUAUGGGUGCUGCUGUUGCGGGUCUGGGUAUGCUUGGUGUUAUGGCUGCCCUGUAG